AUGCUCAUUAACGGAGAGAAGUGGGCUUGUGAGGCCUGUAUCCGUGGCCACCGUGCUGCCAGUUGUUCCCAUUCAGAGCGUCCUUUGAUCAUUAUCAAUAAAAAAGGACGACCAGUCUCUCAGUGCCUUCACUGUCGUAGUCUACGCGAAUCACGAUCAGCACAUGUCAAGUGUGGAUGUGGCAAUACUAAUAGAGCAAAGAAUGACUCUGAUACUCAAAAUUCCUAUCCACAAUGUAAUUGUGCUCGUGGGGAGCGUUGUGUCUGUGCGCUUAAGAAAGGCCCGUUCCCAGAACUCGUUCCGAAGCCAUCUCGGCCGCAUUCUCCAGUCCAUGAAGAGGGAAGGAACACGUUAGCUCAGCCAGAGAGCAUGGUAGCUGCCCUCCACGAAGAUUAUCCUAGGUACCCUGGACAAUUCAAUUUGAUACAGAUGGGCCCGUCAGCAAGUGCACCUGAAUUUGAAAUCUCGGAUCAGCACACCGGGCUCCAGAUCAACUCAGCGGAAGACAGCCUCCCCGCAAACUCAGUUAUAUCACCUGCCGACCUCUCAUCCUUUACCGACCUCUCUUCCGCCAUGGCACCUGACUACUCAGCACCAACGGCUCUUGAUAACCUCUCGGUCCAUCAAACCGUGGUGGGGGAUCUUGAUCUGAAUAUGUCUUUGUUGCCUGCUGUUAACUUUCCAAUAAUGACCGCAUCAGCUGGAUCCAUGAACAACAUAGACUCCGAGAACCUCUAUAGAGAGGACAUGUUUACUUCUACUAAUACACGAUUUACACCCGGCCUCACUGGAGCAGACUCCUAUACUACUUACUGGGAGGGGUUACAUCCAGAUUUGUUUAGUAUCGGUAAUACUCAGCUUCUUGACUACGUGCCGCACGACUUCGCCCCUUAUGAUUUAUGCUUUCCCGCACUAUUAUUACCAAACAGUACUGGCGAUGUGGAGGAACUCGAAGCAUCUUCAAACCACGGAAAUGAAGGAAUUAGUUAA
Molecule: messenger RNA, 990 nt
Organism: Aspergillus calidoustus
Lineage: Eukaryota; Fungi; Ascomycota; Eurotiomycetes; Eurotiales; Aspergillaceae
Source: the annotation of a GenBank genome assembly